This is a messenger RNA of Esox lucius (northern pike), 17682 nucleotides long. RefSeq names its product midasin AAA ATPase 1 (gene mdn1). Gene Ontology annotation, molecular function: ATP hydrolysis activity; ATP binding. The record is from RefSeq and is a predicted model, not a curated record. Gene Ontology annotation, biological process: rRNA processing; ribosomal large subunit assembly. NCBI's taxonomy places the organism in Eukaryota, Metazoa, Chordata, Actinopteri, Esociformes, Esocidae. Gene Ontology annotation, cellular component: nucleus; preribosome, large subunit precursor.
AACAGUGACGGGAACGUGCUUGCUGUGUUGUGAUACAACCUAGACAGACAAGCAAGUGAUGUACCUCACGAUUUGGUCAACGAAGAAUAUAACAUCAUAGUACAGUCUUUAUUCAGUUACAGAAAUUUUGUUGUAGAAUUCUCUUAUAUAAACGAUAAAUGGUACGAUGGAAAAUUUAGAAUUGAGCUUGACAUCACUGGGUACCAUAUCCAGACAUAUUGACAAAAGUCACAACGAACUCAGCAAAUAUUUAGCAAAACAGAUAUGGAGCCAGCAGGACAGACAGAGUAUCCUGACUUGUUUGGCUCGAUUGCUGUUGGAAAAAGACUACACACUGUUGCUCGCCCGUCACCUCCGACCCCUGAUCCUGGACCUGCUGGAGAGGAAUGCAGAGAGGAUCAAGGCCGAUGGCCGGAUCAACCAUGAUCUCCAUGAGCGUCUGUGUGUAGCGCUCAGCAAACUCCUUGGCGUCAGUCCUGAUGCGCAUGCGUUUGCUGCGAGGUACUUCAACGAUGCCCCUCCGGUGUUCCAGAGGCUCUUCUUCACCAGCGAAGAGUCGUCCUCCGUUCAGUAUGGCCCCAGAAGGAUGAAACUGCGGGACCUGAUGGGUGCCACUCUCCGCUUCCUCCAGAGUGACUGUGCCAAGUUCCGAGUCCUCUGGGACUGGAGUGCUUGCGUGUCCCAGCUACUCACCAGUGACGUCAUGGUUCGAGGAUACACAGCUCAGUGUCUGGCCCUGGUUUCUCGCAUGACGGACAAUCAGAAAACCAUAUUUUUGAGGAAGGUGCUGUCCAGUGAGGAGAUUCUGCACAUGAAGAUAAAGUCACUGGAGGAAACUCAGCAGAUGGAGGUGGAGAAGGCCCUGGCACUUGCUAACCAGGGCACUGUGAUGUGGCGCCAGGAGAAGGGGAAUAAGUUCACCCGGGGCCAGGUGGUGUCAGAGGACCUGUCUCGGACCGUGGUGGCUGUGUGUGGCGUGGUGUUGCCAAAGAUCACAGCUAAACACACGGAGCAGGACAACCUUAAGGAUCUGGUGCUAGUGGACUCAACCUGUCGCAACCUACGGAGACUAGCCAUGGCCGUGGCAUCCCAGAAGGCUGUUCUUUUGGAAGGGCCUAUUGGAUGCGGCAAAACAGCCCUGGUGGAAUUCUUGGCCGCUGCGACGGGACAUACCAAAACGCCAGAGAUUCUCAAAGUCCAACUUGGGGAUCAAACGGACAGCAAGAUGUUACUUGGGAUGUAUCGCUGUACUGAUGUCCCUGGCAAGUUUGUGUGGCAGCCGGGCACUCUGACUCAAGCUGUCUCCAAAGGCCGUUGGAUCCUAUUGGAGGACAUAGACCACGCUCCUCUGGAUGUGAUAUCUGUCCUUCUUCCCCUGAUGGAGAAUAAAAAGCUAAUGAUCCCAGGACGGGAGGACUGCAUUGAAGUUGCCCCUGGCUUUCAAUUCUUUGCCACUAGAAGGAUGUUCCACAGUGCAGGGGGUUGGUAUAGACCACAGAACACCCACGCCACUCUACUGGACAAGUACUGGACCAAACUGCAAAUGGGUAACAUGACACGUGACGAACUGAAGAAGGUGCUGGUGAACCGGUACCCUAACCUGGCGGUGGUGGCGGAGCGUCUCCUGGACAUCUACUGCCAGCUGACGGGAGAGCGACACGCCGAUCCGGUGGCCUCGGGCCACACGGACGCUUCACAAGCCCCAGAGGUGUCCCAUCACAGGCCGGAGGACAAGACCUCGUCCCUGGAGGGGAGGGCACUGUCGCUGAGGGACCUGCUGAAAUGGUGCGAGAGGAUCAGCAGUAACUUUGACGGGAGCUCGGCUGCCACUGCCCAACGUGUCUUCCUGGAGGCCCUAGAUUGCUUCACGGCCAUGGUGUCCCGACCCGAGAGCAGGCUGCGCAUGGCGGAGGUCAUCGGGAGCAAACUGAACCUCUCCAAGGAAAAGGCCGCGCAUUUCUGCCAGAUGUACCAGCCUGGCAUCUCGGUGACGGACCUGGAGGCCUCGGUGGGCAGAGCCACUCUGGAACGAAAGCAGAAUGAGGUGGUCCGAAUCUGCAACGAGAAGCAGACAUUCGCUGCCACGCGUCCCUCUGCUGUGCUUCUGGAACAGCUAGCGGUGUGUGUCACCAAGGGGGAGCCCAUCCUCCUGGUUGGGGAGACCGGAACGGGCAAGACAUCCACUGUACAAUACCUGGCAGGACUGACCGGACACCGGUUACGGGUGGUCAACAUGAACCAGCAGAGUGAUACGGCUGACCUUCUAGGAGGGUAUAAACCGGUUGACCACAAGCUGAUCCUGCUGCCCCUGCGUGAGGCCUUCGAGGACCUGUUCUCCCAGACGUACUCGCGCAAGCAGAACCUGACCUUCCUGGGUCACGUGCAGACCUGCUUCCGGGGAAAGCGCUGGCAGGACCUGCUCAAGCUCAUGGACCAUGUGUGCAAGUCAGCACUUGGCAAGUCCGAGCUGCAGGAGAAAAGCAAUGCUGCCUUGCUCCAGGACCAGUGGGAGGCACUGGCCGGGAGACUGGCUCAGACCCAGCAGCAAAUCAGAGCCUGUGAGACGGCGCUGGUCUUUGCCUUUGUGGAGGGGACGCUGGCUCAGGCGGUGAAGAAGGGAGAAUGGAUACUGCUGGAUGAGAUGAACCUGGCUGCACCGGAGACGCUGGAGUGCCUGAGUGGCCUCCUGGAGGGCACCGCCGGCUCCCUGGUGCUCCUGGACCGUGGAGACACUGAGCCCCUGGUUCGCCAUUCCGACUUCCGUCUCUUUGCCUGCAUGAACCCAGCGACUGAUGUGGGGAAGAGGAAUCUGCCGCUGGGCAUCAGGAACAGGUUCACAGAGCUGUAUGUGGAGGAGCUGGAGAAUGAAGGAGACCUGCGCAUCCUGGUCUCUGACUACCUGAAAGGCCUGAACCCCAAUAAAAAUGUGAUCAGCGGGAUUAUAAGCUUCUACCUGGCGGUGCGUAAGGAGGCUACCUCCAAACUGGUGGACGGGACGGGACACCACCCGCACUACAGCCUCCGUACCCUCUGCCGGGCGCUGAAGUACGUGGCUGCCAACCCCUGCUACAGUGUCCAGCGCUCGCUCUAUGAGGGCUUCUGUCUGAGCUUCCUAACCCAGCUGGACCGCAGCUCCCAUCCCAUGGUCCAGAAACUGGUGUGUCAACACAUCCUGGGAGGAAACGCAAAGUGUCUUAAGCAGCCCAUCCCAGAACCCACGGGCCGGACCUGUGUUCAGAUGGAAGGUUACUGGGUGUCACAGGGAGAGAUGGAGCCCGCUCUGGACCCCAGCUACAUCCUCACCAGCUCUGUCAGGCUCAACCUGCGUGACCUCGCCAGGGUGGUGUCCGCUGGGAGCCACCCGGUGCUCAUCCAGGGAGAGACGUCCGUGGGGAAGACCAGCCUGAUCAGGUGGAUGGCGGCUGCCACAGGAAACCAGUGUGUGAGGAUCAACAACCACGAGCACACGGACAUCCAGGAGUACAUCGGCUGCUACUCCUCCGACGGCAGGGGCAAGCUGGCCUUCAAAGAGGGUGUCCUGAUUGACGCCAUGAGGAAAGGCUACUGGAUCAUUCUAGAUGAGUUGAAUUUGGCUCCCACUGAUGUGUUGGAGGCUCUCAACAGACUGCUGGAUGACAACAGGGAGCUGUUUGUGGCAGAGACUCAGGAAGUGGUCAAAGCCCACCCGAGAUUCAUGUUGUUCGCUACCCAGAAUCCCCCUGGUCUCUACGGAGGCAGAAAGGUGCUGUCUAGGGCGUUCAGGAAUCGUUUUGUAGAACUUCACUUUGACGAGUUGCCCAGCGACGAACUAGAGACCAUCCUCCACCAGCGAUGCAGCCUGCCUCCGUCCUACUGCUCCAAGCUGGUCAAAGUCAUGCAGGAUCUCCAGUCUCUUCGCAGGGGAUCUACAGUGUUUGCUGGAAAACAUGGCUUCAUCACUCUAAGAGAUCUGUUCCGCUGGGCCGACCGGUAUCGUCUGGAAGAGCAGACCAAUGCCUCCCGUGAUUGGCUGCAGCAUUUGGCUGAUGACGGGUUCAUGUUGCUGGCUGGGCGUGUCAGGAAGCCAGAGGAGGUUGCGACCAUCCAGUCCAUCCUGGAGAAACACUUCAAGAGGGUCGUGAACUCUGACACCCUGUUCUCAGAACAGCAACUCACGACACAGUUUAGUCCGUUUGUGGACAGCAUUGCCGGCGUGCCUGAAGAGUUCCGCCACGUGGUGUGGACGCAGGGAAUGAGGAGACUGGCGGUGCUGGUGGGACGGGCCCUGCGUUUCGGGGAGUCGGUUCUGUUGGUUGGAGACACUGGGUGUGGGAAGACCACCAUAUGCCAGCUGUUUGCUGCACUCGCCGGACAGAAGUUCUUCUCCCUUAACUGUCACCUGCACAUGGAGACGUCGGACUUCCUGGGUGGUCUGCGUCCCGUCAGACACACUGGGACACACCAGGCAGAUGCUGAGGACGGCCGGUUGUUUGAGUGGCAUGACGGGCCCCUGGUCCAGGCCAUGAAGGAGGGAGGGGUAUUCCUUAUGGAUGAGAUCUCCCUGGCUGAUGACUCUGUGCUGGAGAGACUCAACAGUGUCCUAGAGACAGAGAAGUCUCUGGUGCUGGCAGAGAAAGGUAGUGGAGAUGAAGACGAAGUGGAGCUGAUCACAGCAGUGCAAAACUUCCGCUUGGUAGCCACCAUGAACCCUGGAGGAGACUUUGGCAAGAAGGAGCUCUCCCCUGCCCUGAGGAACAGGUUCACAGAGAUCUGGUGCCCCCAGACCAACAGCCGCAGUGACAUGGUGCAGAUCAUCCAGCACAACCUGAGGGCUGGGCUGUCAUUGGACGAUAACGACCACCAAGGGGGAGACAUUGCCGAGCUCAUGCUAGACUUCAUCGACUGGCUGACCAACCAGGACUUUGGGCGGCGCUGUGUCGUCAGCGUCCGGGACAUCCUGUCCUGGGUCAACUUCCUCAACCUGGUGUGCGAGCGUGACGCGGACGGCUUCAUGACCAUGGGGGACGAGGGCGAGGAGGAGGAGGCAGAGUGGGACCUCCGCCUGGACACGGUCACUGCCUUCAUUCACGCGGCGUGCCUGGUUUACGUGGACAGCAUUGGCUCAGGGACGACAGUGUCAGCCUCAGAGAACGCCCUGGUGGCACGACGGGCAUGUCUGAGCUUCCUUCAUACCAAGCUGAGGGAAAUCACCAAGCUGGACCAGGAGAUGCUGGACGCCCUGCGGGUCUACGACACCAGCCUGCCCAGGGAGCCACAGUGGGGGGGGGACUUCUUUGGCAUCGACCCGUUCUACAUCGCUUCAGGCCCAGAGGGUGAGAGCAGGAGCCUGACUGACUAUGCUUUAGCGGCGGGCACCACAGCGGUCAAUGCCCAGAGGCUCCUGAGGGCCCUGAAGCUGCAGAGACCCAUGCUGCUGGAGGGCUCGCCUGGCGUGGGCAAAACAAGCCUGGUGGCAGCCCUGGCUAAGGCCUCCGGGAAUCACCUCGUCAGGAUCAACCUCUCAGAGCAAACUGAUGUGACAGAUCUGUUUGGGACAGACUUGCCUGUGGAAGGAGGAAAGGGGGGAGAAUUUGCAUGGCGCGAUGGCCCUCUCCUGGCUGGACUGAAGGCUGGACACUGGAUUGUCCUGGAUGAGUUGAACCUAGCCUCUCAGUCUGUGCUGGAGGGGUUAAAUGCCUGCUUUGACCACCGUGCAGAGAUCUAUAUCCCAGAGCUGGGCCUGAGCUUCCAGGUGCAGCAUGAGAAGACCAAGAUCUUCGGCUGCCAAAAUCCUUUCACUCAAGGAGGUGGGCGCAAGGGCCUGCCCAAGUCCUUCCUCAACAGAUUCACUCAGGUGUUUGUGGAUCAAUUGACCAGUGAGGACAUGGAAUUUAUUGGUGACUCCAUCUUCCCCAACAUAGACAAUCAGAUCAUCUCCAAAAUGGUGCAGUUCAACAACCGGCUGGUCCACGAGGUGUCACUAGAGAGGAAGUGGGGUCAGAGAGGAGGCCCCUGGGAGUUCAACCUGCGAGACAUGUUCCGCUGGUGUCAGCUGAUGCAGACCGACCAAUCACCUGGGUUCUUCAACCCAGGUCAGCAUGUGGGAUUGGUGUACGCUGACAGGAUGAGGACGGAUGCGGACAAGGCACAGGUGCUGUCGGUAUUCAGGAAGGUGUUUGGAGAGGACUUCGAACCCUACACCGGAUCCAGGCAGUUCCACAUCACUCCACUCAAUCUGCAGGUGGGCUUCUCCGUGCUCCAGCGUAGCGGAGGUGCCCCCGUGGCCCUGGACCCCCCUCUGUCUGUACUACACCAGGCAUUGAGGCCCCUGGAGUCCCUGAUGAAGUGUGUCGAGAUGGGCUGGAUGGCGGUACUAGUGGGCCCCACGGCCAGCGGGAAGACCAGCCUGGUGCGCCUCUUGGCCCUGCUCACCGGACACCGCCUCCGGGUCAUGGCCAUGAACAGCGCUAUGGACACCACGGAGCUGCUGGGAGGCUUUGAACAGGUGGACAUUGUGCGGCCGUGGCAGCAGGUGCUGGAGAACGUGGACUACAACGUUGCCAUGGUGACGCGGCGGGGACUGAUGUCGCUGGACGGGGCGGGGGUCCAGGACACGGAGUUCCUGCUCAAGACCUGGAGCUUGUUCCGCCGUUGGCUGAAGGAGGAGGGCCUGGAGAGGACUGGCGGGACGGUGUCCUCCGAAGCCCUCAACAAACUGGAGGUCAUCAUCCUGCUGCUGCAGAAGCUCAACACCAAACUGAAGGUUUUCACAGACAUGUCCAAGCUUCAGGUGGACUUCACCCUGCUGAAAGAGCGUCUAGCCCAGCUGCAGGACGGCUGGAGUAACGGAGGCUUCGAGUGGCUGGACGGCAUGCUGGUUCAGGCCCUGCAGGCGGGGGAUUGGCUGCUCAUGGACAACGUCAACUUCUGCAGCCCCUCUGUGCUGGACCGCCUGAAUGCCCUCCUGGAGCCGGGCGGAUGUCUGACCAUCAACGAGCGCGGCGUCAUCGACGGGACCACCCCCUCCAUCACCCCACAUCCCAACUUCAGGCUGUUCCUGACUAUGGACCCAGUGCACGGAGAGAUCUCCAGGGCCAUGAGGAACCGCGGCGUGGAGAUCUACAUCCCAGGGGAGAACGAGGGGGUCAGUUGGGACCCUCUGGACCUGAAGACGGUGCUACACACCGCGGGGGUAAUCGGAGACUGCGUGUGCGACCUGCUCAUCGGAAUACACAACGACGUCAAAACGAGCCUCUGGGAUUCCCCUGCGUCUGGCGUCUCCUCUCUGCUCAAAGCGGCGGCCCUGCUUUCCUGCCAGCUGCAGAGAGGGGUGGACCUCCCCAGUGCCCUGCAGCACUCCUGUGGUGAGGUCUACUCCCUCUGCCAGCGCUCCGCCACCAGCCAACGGCAGGCACAGGAGGUGAUUGAACGCCACCUGUCUGUCCUGGAUACGGAGGACUGGGGAAGCGGGCUGCUGUGUGCCGGGGUUUGGCCAGACGGCUUCCCCUCGGCCCUGCUCUCCACCGAAGACUCCUGCUUCGCCACGGUCCUCCGCGACGGGCAGGUCCUCUCCUUCUGCCUCAAUACGCUCAGCAUGCAGGGAAAGAGGAGUCGUCCGCUGAGCCUGAGUGACCUCCAGAGGGCGCUGCAAAGCGGGUCAGCGCAACACGAGGGUGUGCUGUUCUCCGGCGGUGUGGUGGACCUGGAGGACGGGGACGCCCUGCGCCUCCUUCCCACCGCUGUUCGGCUGCUGACUGAAAGAGCCUCGCACUCCGACUGGCUCCUUCGCUCCACCUGGCUGUCCAGCCUGGCCAAAGCCUACAAACACGCCCCUGAGGUGGCGCUGGUGCAGCUGGAGGCGGGGAACCGAGCCCUGAAGGCCGUGUUUGGCAGCAAGCUGAUUGUGAAGGGGAAGUGUCUCACCGAGCUGCUGCAGCCGCACAGCACCGAUGACUACAGGAUCCUUGUGGACAUGCGUUGGAACAAGCAGUACCUGGACAUUCUGGCCAACACCUGUAACUUUGAGGACGAGGAGAGGUACAUGGAGUUCAUGGAUGCUCUCAACGCAGUGGCCAACAGGGUAAUACUGUUGAUGGACCGAGAGGAGCGGGCAGCUGUGGGGAGCUGUGCCAUCAAGACGUCCACACACAACAAUGCAUUGAGGCUGGCCACCGCUUUCUCCAAAGGGACGGUGGACAUCGGCCAUCUGCCCCACCCGGUGCUGAUGCACCUGCGCUCCUUCUUUGACCUGUGGGACUCCUUCACGCUGCAGGCUGUUCAGGCCGGACAGCCCUACAUAUCUGACCAUCUCAUGUUCGAGAUCUUGCAACUGCUCCAGUGGCGUGACCGGUUCUGGCAGGUGUGUAACUCCCUGCCGGCGGACUCCCAGGGCGUGUCGGUCCUCUCGUUGCACUGGCAGUGGGUGCAGAAACACCUGAUCCUCCGACUGCCCCAGAUGCUGCUGGGAGAGGGCACCCAUGAUGGUCACCAGGAGCUGCAGACGGUGUGCACUGCUAUCCAGACUGUCCUGUCCACCUCCAUCACUGUGGCAACUGCCCUGAAGGGCAUCCAGAAGACACUGGGCAAACCCCUUCCAUUCAAGCUGGAGUCUGUGGCUGAGUGUGCGUCCCAGCUGAGGGUUCUGAGUCGGGCCCUGGAUGUGGGUGAUGUGAAGCUGGACCCCACAUCCUCCCUGUGGAACUGGGAUCUGGUCCGUCUUCAAGGAGCCGCUCUGGGCCUGGACACCAAGGAAAGACUGCUAGAAGCCUGGGGCCUGGUCCUGCUUGCCAAUAACCAGCUGGAGCCCCAGAACUCGGGUGUCCUGGACAGGUUGGUGUCCUGCGUACAGCAGCAGCAGGGUCACAUGACCUCAUGCGGCCUCCUUGAGGCACGUUCCUCGUCCACACAUGACGGGGGCGAGCAGGGGGACUGCACCCCCCCCUGUCGGGAGAUGUUACAGCAACUCGGCCGUAGGGCCCAGCUCUGGCCUAUCAUGGAGGAACUGGCUGUCCUCAACCAGCUGCGGCUCAGCACUGACCUGCUGCUGCUAGCUCUGACACAGGGGGACCGUGAGUCAGAAGACCGCUUGCGUCGUGAGGUCUCCCAGCACCUUCGUUUCUGUCUUCAGUCCACCCCCAUGAACGUUAGCCAGCUCCAACCCCUCUGGUUUCUUCUCAGCAGUGAGCGGGGUCCUGGCAUGCUGAGCAAAGCUGUAUGGUCCAGGUGCAUGCUGGGGGUUCUCAGCAGCAGCGAGACAGCGGGCCAUUGGGAUCCUACGGGGUCAUCCCUCCUGUCCUCCUCCCGGGUCACCCUGGGGGAGUGGAGGGAGAGAACCCAGCAGCUCCAAGACGUCAGUGGCGUACUGUGGGACAACAUGGCGCUACCGGCCCUGGCUGACUUCAGGAGUACUGAUUUGAGGUUGCAGGGUGUGGUGCUACGCAGGCAGCUACAGUCCAUAACGGAGCUGCUUCCCCCGGGACUGCAGGAGGGCUACACCGAGACCUGUGAUAGCCUAGUGGACGACCUGGACCCUCUGGUGGCCGGCGCCAGGAGGUCCCAGACCGCCCUCAGGGGACUUCCUGCCUCCCGGUCUUCUCCCCGAAGGCCUGAUGGACGCCCUCGUCACCUGCCUGCAGCAGUUUGUCCAGAACCGGGUACAGGGCACCGUGCAAAUUCAGGGCUUCAGUGACUGGUCCGCUCCGGGGUCUUCUGGGUCAACAUGGGCUUGCUGCAGAUCAAGACAUGGACCCCGCAGACCAUCUUCGACCCAGCCGUGAAGAGAGCCUACAAGCUGGACUACGCCCAGGAGGAGCUGGCUUUGCUGCAGGAGGAGUGGAGAGCACGCAGUCUGUCUACCCAGCUGCUGACUGGAGCAGAACUGGAGGAGAGCAGCACCACGGAUGGCUUCCAGCACCCCCGCAUCAGGUACCUGUGGAUCCGCAUGCAGCAGGUGAAGGAGCAGAUAGCGGAGCUGUCCAGGAAGCAGGCGUGCCGGCCCAACGAGCCCCAGUACGGCAAGCUUUUCCAGGAGCUGCAGCACUACCUCUGCAGCAUCGGCCAGCCGGCCGCCAUACAGGACCUGCUCUCCCACCUGCUGAAGACCCUCCAGGGGAGCGGCCCCAAAUCCAGGUCAGGGACCCAGGGCCUGCUGAAGGAGGAGGCAGUGUGGCAAGCCUCGCAGCGCCGCUUUGCCCAGAGGCUGGCGGAGGAGUACCCACUGUACCCAGAUGUGGUGGGGCCCCUGAGGACGGCCAUUUUUCAACUCCGGCACGGCAUGAGACUGGUAGCUUCCCAGGUGGCCACCUCCCUCACCCAGGUCCCUAGCUUACCCAAGCUGGUGUCCUGCCUGCUGGCCUUCCCCUCGGUGUCCCCCGACCUGCCUUCUGACCUGGCCAGGGCUGACUACCUGUGCUCCAGGGGGUGCAUGGACGUUCUUCGGGGCCUUGGGAAGCUCCUGCCCCAGCAGGCCCCGGACCGUGUGGUCCCAGAGGCCGGGACGCUGCUCCUGACGGCCCUGCUGUUCCUGCAGUGCCACGCCCUGUCUACUGGCCAGCUGGACCGGGAUACGCUGAAACUCUUCAGACACAUCUGUCAGGCCCUGGUGAAUGAGUGGGACGAGCAGGAGAGGCGUGCUCGGGAGAAGGAGCAGCUAGAGGACAGUCUGUACCGUCACCGCAGCAGACUCCACGGGACGGGCCUGAGCGAGGAGGAGGAGGAGGAGAAAGACUUCAGACGCCGCUUCCCACGGUUCAACCAGGACUUUGCUGACAUCACAGCCCAGCCCAGUCUGGAGGGGCCGGCAGAUAGAGGAGAUCCUGAGGAGGAGGAGGAGGUGGCCGAGGAUCCCAGCCAGUCUGGUUUCCUGUCUCCAGCUUGUAUGAACACUGUGGUACAGGUCCACCAGCGCCUCUGUCUGGGCUACGCCCAAUCACUGUGGUACCAGACCUCCGCUCCGGCCAAUCACAGCAGAGAUCACGUCAGAGCUCUGGUCUCGUCCUAUCAGACCACAGCCCCUGUGAUGUCACGCUUCUAUCAUCUCAUGGACUCUGCAAUGGACCAGCAGCUGACCGGUACCCAGCUGCUCCUCAGCACCCUGCUCCAGAACACGGUCCAGGGGACACCUGGGCCCGAGGGCCUGACCCUGCAGCCAGACGGGCCCUACGACUUCUACCAGCAGCCCAACAUGAGUGAGGCCCGUCUGUGUCUGCCGGUUCUGGAGCAGCUGGGCCAGGCUGUCAGACAGAGGCUGGAGGAGUGGCCCGAGCACCCUGCCCUGGUCCAGUUGACUGUUGUCAUGGAGCGGAUCAUGGCCUUCAGUCUGGCUAGUCCGCUAGCUAAGUUCCUCAACGGCCUGGAGAUCCUGCUCAGCAAAGCCCAGGACUGGGAGAACAACGCCAGCCGAGCGGUCUCUCUGAGGAGGGAGCUGGAGUCCAUCACCAACCUCAUCAUCAAAUGGCGUAAACUGGAGCUGAACUGUUGGUCCAGCAGUCUGGACAAUGCCUUGAAGCGGCACACAGAGAGAUCCACCAAGCACUGGUUCUCCCUUUACCAGCUGGUGGAGAGAUACCUGGAAGAGCAGAGGACGGACCCCAGCACAGUAGAGGGUGACGUUGCGGAGAGUCUGUCCCUGUCCACGGUGUCCUCCACACUGCAGGCCUUCAUGGAGGGUUCCACCUUAGGGGAGUACCACACUCGCCUGGCCAUGCUGCUCAGCUUCCACUGCCACCUCCUCCUGGUCCCCAGCCAGCCCGGGAAAGAGCCUCUCUGCAGUCUCCUUUGGAAUUUGCACAUGUACUACGCGCAGUUCUCCGAAUGCAUCCAGACCAAGGUCGCCCAACUCCGGCAGCCCAUUGAGAAGGAGCUCAAGGACUUUGUGAAGAUCUCCAAGUGGAACGACGUCAGUUUCUGGUCCAUAAAACAGUCCGUGGACAAGACCCAUCGAACCCUGUUUAAGUUUGUGAAGAAGUUUGAGGCAGCGCUGAGCGGACCUUGUGCCCCGGCGUUGACGGAGCAGGGCAGCAGUGCCAACCUGGACAGUGUGGAUGCCAGCCAAGACAGCACCCCUCUGCACAGGGUUCACCGGGCCCUGAAGAAAGCCCUCCCUGGCGCAACCAGAGACCUGCAGAGUGAGCCCGUGGAGGAGGGCCUGCCGUGCGUGGACCCCUCGUCUCUACAGGGCCGCCUGCCCCUCCUCGCCAGGAAAAUGAAGAAGAUGUGUGUGACCUUGGUGAAAAAGAGCCCUCUGCCAGAGCUGUCUGAGGACCUGGAUGUCUUCACUGGGGAGGUCAUCAGCAACCUGAACAGCCUGCAGAACCUCACGGUUGACCGGAAUGCAGAGAAGGAGAAGCAGAAGUCAGAUGUCAAACACAUCCUGCAGCAGAAGCAGAGAGCCCUGUCUGAACUCUUCAAGAUGCUGGCUGGGAUCGGUCUGUCGUAUCGCAAGGGCCUGAACUGGAACAGGACGGCGGACCCUGAAGAGACCCUAUGCCUGCAGCCGCUGGCGCUGCAGACCGCCCUGGCUGCAGUCAGGACCCAGGAGCAGGCAGAGAACAGUUUGUUCACGGAGAUGAACUCCGCGUGGGACGGCUGUCAGAAGUACUUCUACCGCUCUUGGGCUCGCAGAACCGCCAUGAUGACUGCCUUCGGGAGCGCUGCCAAGGAACUGGGGAUCGGGAAUAUCGAACGUUGCCGAGGCUUCUCCUCCCACCUGUUCAAGCUGCUUCUCAGGCAGAGGAGACGGCUGACCAAGCUCACCGAGCAGUGGGUCCACCUCAGGAGGCUGGCAGCCAGCGUGCAGGGCAUUCAGACCCACCUCCAGGCCGACAGUGAGGACGCAGACGGCCUCCCCCCCCAGGCCUCUCUCCAGGGCUGGGUGAGCAAGGCCCAGGGCCUGGCCGUUCAGUGUGCCACCCUCCUCCAGCAGACGUCCUGGCUGCUGCAGUGCUGCCCCGAGGCCCCCCGGGAGACGGAGGCGGUGGGAGGGCAGAGGGACGCCGCCCUGAAGUGCACGUCCCCGCUGGCGGCUCAGAGGCAGCCCCCUGGGUGUCUACUGAGGAGGGGAGAACCGGCCUGGAGCCAGCUGAACCAGCGCGUGGCGGACAUGUUGGGUCAAACCCGGAAGCUGAAGGAAGAGCUGGACGCAGUGGCACUGCAGUCCUCGCAGGGGAUGCUGUACUCCUGGAGCCACUUCUCCGUGUGCUGUUCCGGCUACGACCGGCUGGGCGCCGUGGUGGCACAGAUGCCGGCGGUGGAGCUGCUGUUCACCCCCUCCUGCCCCGAGGCCACGACCGACACCCAGCCCGGGCUGACCCGAGGCCUGCGGUUUGUCAGAGGAGAGGUGGAGGCCAGCCUGACGGAGUUCACUGCCUGGAAGGCCCAGCUACUCUCCCUGGGUCACGGACACACAGGUUACCAGCACACCUUCCGCUCUGAGUUUUCUGCUGAGCUUGAGAAGGUCAUCAACACAGUGUUGGUAGCUGUGCAGACCUUGGUGAAGAGGAGGGAGGGGGCACAGCAGGCAGAACAGCAGACAGACACCAAGAGAGUUUCAGAAGGCGAGGAGGAGCCCCAGGAGGACCUUCUGAAGCCUGGUCAUCUGAGUCGUCUGCUGGAGGAAGAGUUAGGGGCCGAGGUGGCGUCUCUCUCUCUUGCGGAGGUCAACGACAUGCUGGAACAGCUACUAGAGAGGCUCCGAGUUCACCGCGACUCCUGUCCAACUCAGCAGCUCCAGGAGCUGGCUGAAGCAUGCCGGUUGACGGUGCGUCUGGAGCCCGUGCUGGGCCUGUACUCUGAGCUGGUGCGCUACUACCUGGCGGUGUCCAUGGGGGCCCACCGGAGUACUGGGAAGCUGCUCUCCGUCCUGGCCGGCAUAUUCACCGAGUUGGCCCAGAAGGGCUUCUGUCUACCUCAGGAGCUGAUGGAGGGUGGAGAAGGAGAGGGGGCCACGGAGUUCCACGACUACGAGGGUGGUGGCAUCGGGGAGGGAGAGGGCACCAAAGAUGUCAGCGACAAGAUCGAAAACGAAGAGCAGGUCGAAGACACGUUCCAGGAAGGCCAGGAGAAGAAGGAGGAGGAGCCUGACAAGAAGAACAUUGAGGAGGAGGACAAUGCCAUUGAGAUGUCGGAGGACUUUGAAGGACAGAUGCAUGAUGGAGACCAGCGAGAGCCAGGUGAGGAUGACGAGGAGGAGUCGGACAAAGAGGAGGAAGAUCUGGAUAAGAAGAUGGGUGACUUGGGCGAGGGCCAGACGGACACGCUGGAUGAGAGGAUGUGGGGUGACGAUGACGAGGAUGAAGACGAGGAUGAUGGCAGCGACAAGGAGGAGGAGUCAGGCCAAGGAAUGGACCAGGGAGAAUCUGAACUGGUUGCCAAGGACGAUAACCUGGAUGCUGCAGACCCAGACAAAGACAAGAAGAACCAAGAUGACAAAGAGCAACAGUUGGAUGAGGACAACAAGGAAAUCAACGAACAGGGGGACGAGAGGGAGUUUGAUGAGAACGAAGUGGACCCAUACCACAGCAAGCAGGAGAAGAAGCCAGACACAGAGGCCAUGGACCUGCCUGAUGACCUCAAUCUGGACCAGGAUGAGGAGCAGGCUGGGGAUGAGGGAGACGAGGAAAACCCGUUUGAUCUUGAUGAGAAGCCCAUGGAGGUGGAUGAGAAAGAGGGGGAGGAGGUGAAAGAGGGGGAGGAGGAGAAAGAGGGGGAGGAGGAGAAAGAGGGAGAAGAGGGCGGAGUGGAGAUGGCGGAGGAUCAGACAGACAAACAAGGUGAGGAGGAAGGCCAAGAACCCAAGACUGAGGAGGAAGAGGGAGACGGAGAACAAUCCGAUGAAGACAAAGAGGCAGCAGAGAAAGAGGAGGAGGAGCAGGAGAAAGGACAGGAGGCAGGAAAAGAGGUGGACAUGACCAUCCCUUCUGACGAAGGCCAGAAACCAAAGGAGGAGGAGCCGGGUCAAGAUGAGGAGCAGCCAGAGUCUGCUGAAAGGAAAGAGCACAACACCGAUGGACAGACCGGGGAGGAGAACGUCCAGAGUGAGACAGCGGUGGAGCUGGCAGGGGAGGCCUCCGAGAGGGACCAAGCUAAAGAGGAGCAUGGUUGUGGAGCAGCUGAUGCCAGCCAGUCAGAAGGUCAUGAGUCCAAGCUCACGGCCAGGAUGUCCUCUCAGAAACAGAGCCAGAGCAAGACACAGAGCUUCAAGAGGAAGCCGGGAAAGGCGGACAACGAGCGCUCCACCGGCGAUUACAACGAACGCAUCAACAAGCGGCUGCGCACGGUUGAGAGCAGCGCCGAGAGGUCAAAGGACAACGGCCAGACUGAGGCCCAGCAGGAGUCCGACCUGUAUGAGCACAUCAAACAGGGAGAGACGGCCUACGACAAGCAGACGUACGAUGUUGCCAGUGCUGACCAGCAAAAGCCAGUCGGAGCCCAACAAGAUGAAGAACCAGAGGACGAGGACAUUGCCAUGGAUACGGAGGAGCAGGCGGAAGACCUACAGGCUGUUGAGGCCCAGGAGUUGAAGCCAGAGCAGCUUGACGCAACCAGAACGUCACAGAAAGGUCUGGAUGGUGGGGAGCUGGAGGCUCAGAGGCAACGUGAGGAGGAUGAGGAGGGGCCAAAGGACGCACAGGAUCACAGCGAAGAGGAGCGUCCAGAGAGGAGCAGGGAGUCCACCGUCCACACUGUCCCAGAGCUGCUGAUGGACACACUGCAGAACCCUAUCCGCGACCCUGAGGAGCUGAGGAGAGAGAUGGAGAAGCAGCUGGAGGCCUGGCAGAAACAGGCUCCCGGAGACCGGGAGGAGGAGAGCGCAGCAGCAGCCAUGUGGCACCAGUACCAGACGCUGACCUCUGCCCUGUCCCAGCAGCUGUGUGAGCAGCUCCGCCUCAUCCUGGAGCCCACGCAGGCCGCCAAACUCAAAGGCGACUACCGCACGGGGAAGCGUCUGAACAUGCGCAAGGUCAUCCCUUACAUCGCCAGUCAGUUCCGUAAAGACAAGAUCUGGUUGAGGAGAACCAAGCCCAGCAAAAGGGAGUACCAGAUCUGUCUGGCCAUGGAUGACUCCUCCAGCAUGGUGGACAACCACUCCAAACAGCUGGCCUUCGAAUCCCUGUCUGUGAUUGUCAACGCUCUCACUCUCCUGGAGGUCGGCCAGGUGUCCGUGUGCAGCUUCGGAGAGACCGUGCAGCUGCUCCACCCGUUCCAGCAGCAGUUCAACGACCAAUCAGGUGCCAGGAUUCUGAGGCUCUGUCAGUUCCAGCAGAAGAAGACCAGGAUAGCCCAGUUCCUGGAGACAUCAGCCAACAUGUUUGUAUCAGCAAAGCAACACAGCCCCGGAUCCAUGAACACAGAGACGGCCCAGCUGCUGCUCAUCGUGUCGGACGGCCGGGGACUCUUCCUGGAGGGGAAGGAGCGGGUGACGGCGGCCGUGCAGGCGGCUCGCAGCGCCAACGUGUUUGUCAUUUUCGUAGUCCUUGACAACCCCAACUCCAGGGACUCCAUCCUGGACAUCAAGGUGCCCAUCUUCAAAGGUCCAGGAGAGAUGCCCGAGAUCCGCACCUACAUGGACGAGUUUCCGUUCCCCUUCUACGUGAUCCUGCGUGACGUCAACGCCUUGCCAGAGACUCUGAGUGACGCGCUGAGGCAGUGGUUCGAACUCGUCACGGCGACUGACCACUAGGCCCGUGAGAGAGAGCCGUGUCAGAGGGCAGCAACCCAACCACACAACGGCCCCUCCCCCGCCUCUCAACGACACAGACUUUACAACACGACUCACAAAGACAGACUUGCUGCUGUAUAUGUGCCUUUUUUCUUAUUUUUACUCUAAUUUUAGUAGAGCGUAGGGUUUGAUAGCAACCUCCACUGUUUAGUCCUUGUCUUUGGGCCGGGGGGGGGGUCGUAUUGUAAUAACUAUUGCUUUAACUUGCACGUCUAUAACAAAUGAUGGAAAAUGCUACAAAAUGUGAUUCCCUUCCAUGUAAACAACCUCAUUGAAGAGAUACCUCUUUCACCCAUGUACUAUAACGUCCUCCACGUCAUAUUGAUGUUUUCAGUGUUAGAUGGUCUUUGAGUCUUUCUGUUUCAUGAACUGACAAUAUGGAGCUGACAGUGUUGUGAUUAAGUUGUUUUUGUGCAACUUAAAAAAAAAAAAAAAAAAAGAAGCAUCCCCUUGGCUAUAUGACAAAAGAAAAGCAUGCUGAUAUGGUCUUAAUCCAUUAAAUAGUAAUUCCAGAAUUGUGCCUUGAAGAAAUGGUCUUGCAUCUCAUGCACAUGCAUUACAAAAAGAUAUUCAUUGUUUAAUUCAAAAUUAUGACUCUGUCCAGAUGUCAUUUUAAAGCCUUGAGUUCUCUCAAAUGUCAAGGUUUUUUUCUAAAAAAAAGUUGGUUCCUAUGCACUUUGAAGCACAAGGACUACUAAUAGCAAUGUUGAUGCUCCAACCAAUGCCAUUUCUAUGGUCUAAGAGAUGAAUCGACUACACUGGUUUUACAUCUUUACUGUAGAUGAGGUUUAUUCACUGGCAUUGGGACACUUAAGAAAUCCAAAUUCCAUGGCCAUUAGGAUUACAGUUGAUUGUGUAAUGAAAUAUUUAUCACCAAGGUGUUUUGUAAUGUGGGUAUAACUACAAGCAACUAUUCAUAGUGGUUCUUCCUACCAUCUAUCAAAUGACAUGGCACAUUGUAUGAUAAUAAACUUUUUAAACUGUGA